This is a messenger RNA of Leptopilina heterotoma, 6148 nucleotides long. RefSeq lists its product as uncharacterized. Gene Ontology annotation, cellular component: spindle pole. The coding region runs from base 258 to 5816 and encodes 1852 amino acids. Gene Ontology annotation, molecular function: protein binding. The record is from RefSeq and is a predicted model, not a curated record. Lineage: Eukaryota; Metazoa; Arthropoda; Insecta; Hymenoptera; Figitidae. The transcript has 6 exons. Gene Ontology annotation, biological process: establishment of meiotic spindle localization; mitotic cell cycle; spindle organization.
UACUCGGAAAACUCUGUUAAGUGUCGCACGUGUUUUUUCCGUGAAAAAUUGUCGUUUUUCAAUUUAUUUUACAACCGCAUGAAUUAAUAUUUAAGUGAAAUCAAAAGUUUGACUAUAAACUUUGAAUUUUGGUGAACCUUACGGAUAAUUUUGUCAAAAAAUGAUGUGUCCAUAAAUCGUUUCCUAAUAUUUCUUGCAAAUAUAAUUAACCUCAAAAAGAAAGGAAUGUUUUGCCGAAUAAUGUCAAAAUUGUGUUAAUGUUCAUGACAUGUGUGAAACGUAAGAAAAGAGGUAAAAAAAUGAUGGAUUCUGGAAAUUCGAGGAAUAAUUUUGAUUUGGUGCUUGCGCCAUUUCAACCGACAACUCGUGUUGUUCUUGAGGUUUCACUAAAUAAGGAAAAAAGUACAACGAGUAUUUUGAAUGUCAAAAAUCCCAGCGAUCACGAUAUAACUGUUCACGUCACAAAGCGACCAAUACCCGAAAAAUGUGUCGACUUGAGUUUCACCGAGACAACAAUAGCGUCAAAAAAAUCAUCAACUCUCUAUAUUCACUGGUCGCCAAAACUAUGCGUCACUUGGUGGGAUAUUCUUCAACUAGUCGACAACAAUCGAAAUAAAUACGAAGUAACUCUAAUAAUGCGUUCGAAAGAUCCACCCGAGAAAUACCUCAAAACCCGAAUUCAAAAAACACUCCAAAACGGUUCGAAGAUACCCAAAAAAUUACUCACCUUCAAGAAGGAAUAUCAACCGCCUGCCACGAAUGAUAUUCAACCCCAAAAGAAACGACCACGCGCUACCGACACUAAUUUCGAACUCUCACCCAAAAAUGAGCUCGAAACAAGUUUUAGGGAGAAGGCAAAAAUCAAACGACCACGUAAGGAAUCUAACAUUUCCACUCGAAGUCGACUUCUUUUUAGGAGCAAUCGCGAUUCGACGAGGAAGAAAUCAUCGUUUUUCGAACGUGUGUUUCGUCGGGAGUCGUCAAAGGAAGAAAAUUCUCCGGAGGGAACAACGAAUCGUGCAAAACUUGGAGAAAAAAUUUACGAAUUGCGUCGUGAAACUUUUCUAGCUGAUGAUUCGAUUCGGAGAUAUUCAUUCGAUCGUGAUUUGAGGCGAGAGACUUUUAUAAUUGCCCCGAAAAGUAAUGAGAAUAUCGAGACGGAUAUUAAUUGUAAUGUUACCAUUUCUCCGGAAAAGAUGGGAACGAAUUUUGAAAUUGGGAGAUUUUCUUCGUUUGCUGGGAUUGUAUCGUCGACGCCCAAGUCGACGUUUAGGAGUCGUUCUCGAGUCGAGGAUUCGAAAAAGAAUUUUCGUCUUGGUUACAAUUUUGGUGAUAGAAACUCUGGUGGUGAUGAAUCGCGAGGGAAAUCGGAUGAUAAAAACCCUUUUGAAAGUGAUUUGGAAGAUAAAAAUAGUGGUAGUGCCGAAUCGGAUGAUAAAAACCGCGUUGGAAGUGAUUUGGAAGACAAAAACAGUGAUAGUGUCAAACUGGACGAUAAAACCAACGUUGGAAGUGAUUUGGAUGAUGAAAAACCUGUUGGUGAUGAUUUUCAAGAGAAAUUGACUGAUGAAAAUGGCGUUGGAAGUGAUUUGGAAGACAGACAGAGUGAUAGUGACGAACUGAAUGUUAAAAACCCUUUUGAAAGUGAUUUGGAAGAUAAAAACCGCGUUGGAAGUGAUUUAGAAGACAAAAAGAGUAAUAGUGCCGAACUGGACGAUAAAACCUACGUUGAAAGUGAUUUUGAAGACAAAAACAGUGAUAGUGGCAAACUGGUCGAUAAAAACCGUUUUGUAGAUGAUCUGGAAGCUAAAACCAGAAAUAGUGCCAAAUUGGAUGAUAAAAACGACGUUGGAAGUGAUUUAGAAGACAAAAACAGUGAUAGUGACGAACUGGACGAUAAAAACCACUUUGGAAGUGAUUCGGAAGACAAAAACCGUGAUUGUGGCAAACUAGACAAUAAAACCCACGUCAGAAGUGAUUUAGAAGACAAAACCAGUGGUAGUGACAAUUCGGAUGAGGAAAUUUGUGUCGGCGAUUAUUUGGAGGACCCAAACAGUGAUAGUGACAAUUUGGACUAUGAACUCUGGUUUAGUGAUGAUUCGGAAGACAAAAACAGCGUUGGCGACUAUUUGGAAGACAGAAACAGAUGCAGCGUCGAUUUGGAAGACAGAAGCAACGUUGGCGUCGAUUUUGAAGACAGAAACAGUGUUGGCGAUGAUUUCGGAGACAGAAACAACGUUGGCGACGAUUUGGAAGACAGAAACAGUUUCAGUGACAAUUUGGGAGACGAAAACAGUGCCAAUUUGGAUGAGAAGAAUAGUGUUGGUGAUAAUUUUAGCGACAAAGACAGUGGCAAUGAUAGUUUUUACGGAAACGAAGAAGAUGCUGCUGAAGACACCGAUGAUGAUCCUGACAAAGGUAGUGAAAUUAGCAGUCAAAAUGGUAAAAUCUGCAAAAACAAGGUUAGUAACAAUGAUAGUGAUGAAAGAAAUGAGAAUCGUAGUGAUAACACCAAAGACAAUGAUAGCGAUAGCAACAGCAAUGACGAUAGUCACAAUUACUUCGGUAACAGUUUAUCCGUAACGGUAAUUCGCAACCCCCACGAUCCCGAAACAGCCAAACUUUUCGAAACGGAAAUUAGCCUUUCUUCCGCAGUCGAUAUUCAUCAGCUACUUUCGGAUAAAGCCAUUUCAACUUCUCCCAGGUUAUGUGAUCUACCCAAAGCGUCCGUUAACUUAUUUCCUGAUUCCCCACUCGAGGAUCAUUUCGGUUCGUCUGAAUCAUCACUGGAAGUUACUCCCGAAGUACCCCAAAGGGAAAUACCCAAAAAUACCGAUUCGCGACUUCCCGAAUCGUCACUUCCGAAAACACUCCCAAAGAAACCGAACGAAAAUCCUCUGGAAGAAUCAUCAAAAAGUCCCGAAGUUCCGAACAGUUUGACACAAAUUGAUAGGGUAUUGGAUGUUCAGGGAAAGUUGUCCUCGUCGCCAGUUCAACGAGUGAAAAAGGCGAAGAAUUCGACAUCACCAAAGAAUCAUUCUUCGGUGAUGACGAAAAACGAUUCUUCUUCGAAGAACGAAGUGAUUGCGAAGAAUGAAACAUUUGGCGAUCCAGUUGGAGAAAGCUUUCCGUCUUUCUCGUCUUCCGACGAGAAUUGGCUAACACAACAAGAAUCGGAGUUCAAGAAAUGGUUGAACGCUCUAAUGACCCCACCGGAGGAUUUCACCGAAACGAGCGCGGUGGAUAUCGGAAAAAUAUGGCAAUCGGUACGAACAAUGGACGUUGACGUUCUCGCCGAAAGUCGGGAGUCAGUUUCGGCUCGUUAUCACACGAACACUAGGUUGGACACUCUUCGCAAGGCGGCUGCUAAAAUGUACCAAAAUCCGGAUCUUGAGGCGAAUAUAGCCUCGGCUAUGAAGUGUAUCCAAAGUGGACGUCUCAUGAUCAAACGGGACACGAAUCUGCAUCUUGACAUCGGACUCCAAAAGGAGAUUAUCUCCCUGUUCAUGAACUACAAUCCCCUUUGGUUGCGAAUCGGUUUGGAGACGGUGUACGGUUUACGGAUUCCUCUUAAGUCAAAUAACGAUCUGGUGGGUAUCACUCGAUUCCUACUUUCUCGCUUUUUCUCCAAUUCGACUAUUAGUGAUCAGUCCAUGUUCGCCACUUCUUUACGGUCCGAUACACUUCGGGACGGAAUUAAUACUUUUAUACUCGAGACCUUUUUGAAAUUCGUCGCCUUUUUGGAUUAUGCCAAAACUAACAAGUUGAUCGGCGACGAUCCGUGUCUCUUUCGGAAAAAGUCGCCGAACAAGGAGUCGAGGAUGAUUUUGGUCAGGUUUUCAACUUUGGUUCUGGGUGGAAUCGGAGACGUUAUUAAACUAUUGCGGAUCGGUGGUUACGUCGUCAAGCACCAACAGUCUUACCUAGAGGAAUUCGACUACGCGGUUCAGGACAUGAACUACGAUCUUAGAGACGGGGUCAGGUUGUGUCGCGUAAUGGAAAUCGUGACAGGACAGAAAAAUUUGACUCCAAAAUGCAGCGUUCCGGCUAUUUCGAAAGUACAACGGAUCUACAAUCUAAAAAUAGCGCUCGACGCUCUGGAAAAAGCGGGUUAUGUCAUCAUCGGCGAUAUUGAGCCGAAACAAAUCGCGGAUGGUAAUCGGGAAAAGACCCUUAAUCUCCUCUGGCAGAUUGUUUACAAAUUCUACGCACCGAGAUAUCUGAGUGCUGCGAUUCUUCUCCAAAAUUGGUGGAGGAAGAAACUUCGAUUUUUACGUUUUCGCAAACUUUUGGCGAUUAAAAAAAAUUCGGAGAAUAAAAACCAAAUGGCGGUUAGAAUACAGACCUGGUGGCGUGAAAAGAAGAAAAUCGGAGAGAAGGAACAGAAGAUUUUUGUGUGGAAAUUCUUAAAGACUCGCGAAGUGAUGAUGCGACAUCGGGAGCAGUUCGAGAGGGUAAAUAAAGCUUUCGAUCUUGUGGAACAAAGAUGGAUGAGUAGGUGUGAAGCGAGCGCUACUUUGAUACAACGAACCUGGCGGAGGUACCAAUCGAAAAAACAAGAUUUACUCCAAAAAGCCGCUAUUUUCGUUCAGAGGAGAUGGAGGAACAAAAUUGCAAACCGCAAAACAAUUCUCCAAGAGCGUCUCGAAUCGAUCGUUAAGAUUCAGCGCCACUGGCGAAGAAUUUUGGAACGAAGAAAGCGUCACGAGUCGUCGGUAAAGAUUCAGCGCUUUUGGCGGGGGAUUUUGGAACUAAAACGUAACCGUCGCAUCAACGCGGCCAGAAUUAUCGAAAACUACUACCUUUCUUGGAAAUUAGCAAAACGAGAAAGGGAACAUUAUCUAAAACAAAAGCAGUCUGCGAAACUUAUUCAAAAACAUUUUCGCUGCUGGAAAGUAGCGAAAGAACAAAGAGCGAAUUAUCAACGAGUGAAAAAAUCGGUGACAAUUAUCCAGCAAAGAUGGCGCGCCAAGAAGAUGAUGAACUUACAGAGGGAAAAGUAUUUGGAGAAGAAAAUGGCGACUAUUUUGAUACAGAGGAAAUGGCGGGCGAUUUUAGUUGGACGUGCGGAACGGGAAAAUUUAACGAACCUACAUAAAUCGGCAAUGAAGAUACAACGAUUUUGGAGGGAAGUUUUACAGCGAAGAAAGAGACGAGAGGAGAGAGAGAAUUUAAAACGAAAAAUUUCUUCUUCGGAAUUUUCGGCUAAAACGCUGGCGGAUCGUUUGAGGGAAUCGAUUGAUAUUUUCAAAAUGACGAGCGAUUUGGGUCGAUUGUCGAUGUGCCUUGCCUCAUUGGACUUAAUAACACGUCUGUCGAAUAGAAGUUGCAUUAUCGUUUGCAACGUUGGAUUAGUGGAUAAAAUAUACGAAACAUUGCUACGAUCGAAUAGAUCAUUACCAUGGAUUGAGGCUUCAUUGCGUGCGACGAGUAUUUUAAUUAAUCUCGCAAAAUAUUCGCCGACAAAAUCAUUUGUCUUGAAGGAAAACUACAUUGAAGUUAUAAUGAGAUAUUUAACCGUAACGGUCGAAAAAAAUGUGAAUUUAUUUUUACAUCUCGCAACGCUGCUGUGGAUACUUGUAGAGGAUCGCGACUACGCGAAGGCUGUUUUAACCAAUAAACGUGCAAUUUGGUUGUUAAGAAAAUUGGAGGCCACUGUCCGUGGGAAAAGGAAGAAUUUCCUUUAUUCAAAGGAAGCGAAAUUUCUUCUGCCAAAUUCAAAACCUGAUUGGGGUUUAGAGCAAAGGGAGCCACGACUGUUUAAAGACGUUCAUCACGCAACUAUUUCGAUUAAAAACAAAUUAGGAAAGUAUUGAGAACAAAAAGAAAUUUCCAGUAUUAUUAUUCGAUGAAAAAAAAACUUUUUAUAAUUAUUAUUCAAUUAUAACGAAAUAAUUUUAGAAUUUUAGGAAAUGAUAAUUUUAAUUGAAAAGAAAUUACUAUAUCAGUAUUUUGCGCAUAAAAUAUCAGUAUUAUAAUGAUAAUUAUUUAAUUAUUUAAUAUUAUUUAUAUAAAGUUAUAAUUGUUAUAAUAUCGAUUUAUAAAAUGUUUUUUUUAAAUCUUAGGUAAAAUUUGAUAUGUCAAAAUAAUAUUAGGUCAAUAUUAUAAUUAUUUCACUAUUAAUUCGUCACUAAUUAUUAAUAUUAUA